Molecule: messenger RNA, 429 nt
Organism: Staurois parvus
Lineage: Eukaryota; Metazoa; Chordata; Amphibia; Anura; Ranidae
Source: the annotation of a GenBank genome assembly
AUGCUGAAUCGUCAUCUCAAGUGCCAUAACCAGGUUAAAAGACACCUCUGCACCUUCUGCGGCAAAGGGUUCAAUGACACCUUCGACCUGAAGAGACAUGUAAGGACUCACACAGGAAUUCGUCCAUACAAGUGUGAAAUCUGUAACAAAGCCUUUUACCCAACGCUGUUCUCUGGAAUCUCACCUAAAAAAAAUUCAUGGUGUGCAGCAAGGCUACGCGUACAAGCAGAGGAGGGACAAGUUAUUUGUUUUGUGAGGAGUGUGGCUACACUGGACCCCCCAGGAGGAUUUAUACCUGCAUGUUUACACAACAGCCACCCCGGCAGCGCCUUUCUCAAGAAAACCACCAAAAAACUGGCAGCUCUUUUGCAACACAAAAUCACAUCUGUGCUGCAGGUCAGUCCCAUAAAUGAAGAAGAGAACCAGUGA